GGGAGGGGAAGAGAGGUGGUUAGUGAUUUGAUUCUUGUCUUCCUGGCGAGGGCUACUACUAAAAACACUAAAACAAAUAGUGUUACUUUGUGUUGGAGUAUCCGUAACCAACAAACCCAACCAUACACUUAUUAACACUCAACGCUCUAUUGUUGAGAUCUGAAAUCUCAAUAACAAAAUGAGGGAACCGUCGUCGGUGGGAUUCGAAGCAAACGGCGUCGUUUCCCCUACUCCUAUUCCCCCGCAGCCUCUCCUUGAGAGGCUCAAGGACUAUGGCCAGGAAGACGCUUUUGCCCUCUGGGAUGAGCUCACUCCUGACGAGCGCCACUCUCUUGUCAAGGAUAUCGAGAGUUUAGAUCUUUCGAGGAUUGACCGGAUUAUACGAUGCUCGCUUCGAUCUCAAGGGCUGCCGACGGCUGCCAUUGAACCGGUGCCAGAGAGCAGCGUGUCGACGGUGGAGGAUAGAACGCAGGAGGAGAGGGAGAGAUGGUGGAAGAUGGGCUUGAAGGCCAUUUCCGAUUGCAAAGUAGCUGUAUUGCUUUUAUCCGGUGGCCAGGGGACCCGGCUUGGAAGUGCAGAUCCUAAGGGAUGUUUUAAUAUUGGACUUCCUUCUGGAAAAUCACUUUUUCAACUUCAAGCUGAGAAGAUUUUGUGUGUACAGAGAUUAGCUGCGCAAGCUAAUGAGAGUUCUGCUUCUUCUGUACAAAUACACUGGUACAUCAUGACCAGUCCGUUCACUGAUGAGGCGACACGCAAAUUCUUUGAGAGUCAUAAAUAUUUUGGUCUUGAAGCAGAACAGGUUACCUUUUUCCAGCAGGGGACCAUCCCCUGUGUUUCCAAGGAUGGUAGAUUUAUUAUGGAGACUCCAUACAGGGUGGCAAAGUCUCCUGAUGGGAAUGGUGGAGUGUAUUCAGCUCUUAAAUAUUCCAAAUUAUUGGAGGAUAUGGCUUCAAAAGGAAUCAAGUAUAUCGAUUGCUAUGGAGUUGACAAUGCACUGGUUCGAGUUGCCGAUCCAACUUUUAUAGGUUACUUCAUUGAUAAAGGUGUGGCUGCUGCUGCAAAAGUUGUCCGCAAGGCAUAUCCACAAGAAAAGGUUGGUGUGUUUGUACGACGAGGUAAAGGUGGACCUCUUACUGUGGUUGAAUACAGCGAGUUGGACCCAUCACUAGCUUCUGCAGUCAACCAAGCAACUGGCCGUCUUCGUUUUUGUUGGAGUAAUGUCUGCUUACACAUGUUUACCUUGGAUUUUCUAAACCAAGUGGCAAAUGGCCUUGAAAAAGACAGCGUUUACCAUCUUGCAGAGAAGAAAAUCCCUUCUAUACAUGGAUAUACAACGGGAUUAAAACUUGAACAGUUUAUAUUUGAUGCAUUUCCUUAUGCUCCUACAACUGCACUUUUUGAGGUACUACGGGAGGAAGAAUUUGCACCAGUGAAAAAUGCAAAUGGAUCCAAUUAUGACACUCCAGACAGUGCAAAACUCCUUGUUCUACGACUCCAUACUCGUUGGGUUGUUGCUGCAGGUGGCUUCUUGACACACUCGGUGCCAUUGUAUGCAACUGGUGUUGAAGUGUCACCGCUCUGUUCAUAUGCUGGUGAAAACCUGGAACCUAUAUGUCGAGGAAGAACAUUUCACGCACCUUGUGAGAUUACAUUCUAGUUCCACGUCGUGUCAGUGGCUUUGUUGUGACCUACACAACAAUGACCAUGUUUUCAUUCCAUAUAUCUUGCAACAUUAAAUUUGUGUAUGCAGCUCCAUAUUCACUUGUAUCAAUAUAUAUGUAUCUUCUUCAAUCUGAUUUCCAUUGGAUUUUGAUUUUGGAUCA
Arachis stenosperma is the source of this 1823-nucleotide messenger RNA. Its product is annotated as UDP-N-acetylglucosamine diphosphorylase 1-like. Gene Ontology annotation, molecular function: UDP-N-acetylglucosamine diphosphorylase activity. The record is from RefSeq and is a predicted model, not a curated record. Lineage: Eukaryota; Viridiplantae; Streptophyta; Magnoliopsida; Fabales; Fabaceae. The transcript is spliced from 15 exons. The coding region runs from base 179 to 1657 and encodes 492 amino acids. Gene Ontology annotation, biological process: UDP-N-acetylglucosamine biosynthetic process.